Molecule: messenger RNA, 294 nt
Organism: Insectozyma verbasci
Lineage: Eukaryota; Fungi; Ascomycota; Pichiomycetes; Serinales; Debaryomycetaceae
Source: the annotation of a GenBank genome assembly
AUGUUUGGAUUAGGUAAAUUAGUUUAUGUUAUAGUUUUAACAAUCAAUGGAAUUGCUGUACUAAGUGAAGAUCGUUUUUUAAAUAGAAUAGGAUGGGGAUCAUCAGCAUCAUCAAAUGCGGCAGGUAAUAAUAUGAAGGAUCAAUUUAAUCAAUUUAAUUCAGGUAUUGAAAGUUCUGACUCUUCAAUAAAGACAAAAUUGAUUAAUUUAAUUAGUGCUGUACGCACAUUAAUGAGAAUACCGUUAAUAGUGGUGAAUAUUGCAAUUAUAUUAUAUGAGAUAAUACUAGGAUAA